AUGGCGAAACAGUUCAUCACAGUCCUGGCGCUCGUAGCCAGUUUCGUGCCCGGCGCUCUGUCAACCAUCACCCUCACGCAAACCAGCGCUUCUCCUCAACCCAGUGUGCAAUGCAGCACCGUUACUGUAUAUGCUGAUAUCACCAAUCCAUCCUUCGAGGAUGGUACUACCGGUUGGUCAUACAACUACGCCAUCAGAACAACCAACCAGUACGCUUCAAAUGGAUCAGUUUCUGUGUAUAUGCCAAGCGGACCAGCAUUCACAUUUAUAUCCCAGACUGUCCCGAAUCUCAUCCCUGGGACAGCUUAUACAGCCUCGGUCGAUCUGCUUCCAUAUAUGAAUCCCGUAUUUCCCGUUGGGGAGGAAUGCGGAUCCUAUUUUCUUCAUACAAUUGACCUAUCCGACCACGGUGUGCACCACCAUCACAAGCUCAAGCCAAGCAGCUCGGCAGUCAUCCCCAGCUCAAGCGCUGUUCCCAGUAGCUCGGCAGUCAUCCCCAGCUCAAGCGCUGUUCCAAGCAGCUCGGCGGUCAUUCCCAGCUCAAGUGCCGUUCGCAGCCCUACUCGCUCACGCACCCCAUGCCGAACUUCUCGUCCUACCACUCCUGCUUUAACUGCUAGCUCCAGCGCUGUCCAAAGCACUGGCAGUUCCUCAGUCAGUCUCUCUACUAUUUCAAGCAGCACACCCACUCGCUCUACUCGACCUUGCACGAGAACUGGUACAACCACUCGUUCAGCGGGCACCACUUCCGGCACAAUCUCCAGCUCCAGCUCCACUGAUACUGCUCCUCUCGGCUCGACAACCUCAACAAUAUUUUCUACUCGCACAAGCACCAUAACCGCCUGCCCCAACGACCCGACUGCGCAGCCCACCGGUCCUGGGGGUGUUGAUAUCUCCACCUCUACACUCCUGUCUACCCGCAUUGUCACGAUCACCGCCUGCCCGGCAACGGUCACUGACUGCCCUGCUUCGCAGCGUAGCACCUACACUACCACCGAAACCAUCGUUACCGGCACAGUCGUGUACACAGCCACAGCAGCCGGUCCUACCGGCGCCGUUGUCCCAGGUUCAAACCCUGAUCCAGGAACAUCCGUCUCUCCAGCCCCUGAAGGCGUUUCCCCUGCAACCGGCAGCCCCAACACCGCUGUCCAACCCGCCGUUCCAUCCACCUUGAAAUCCUCAUAUUCUACUACAGCCGUUGUCUCAUCGGCCAAAACAUCCACCGCCAUUGUCUCUUCUUCUCCUUCUUCCGGCAGCUCGACUAAGACUACAUCAGCAGCAGCCAGCGGUCUCUACACCGGUGCUUCCGCGUCACGACUUUGCGGCGUUGAUGCCGCUGUUUGGAUGGCCAUUCCUGCGUUGGCUGUCUUAGCUUUGUAA
Talaromyces marneffei is the source of this 1380-nucleotide messenger RNA. RefSeq lists its product as uncharacterized. The coding region runs from base 1 to 1380 and encodes 459 amino acids. The record is from RefSeq and is a predicted model, not a curated record. The transcript has 4 exons. Lineage: Eukaryota; Fungi; Ascomycota; Eurotiomycetes; Eurotiales; Trichocomaceae.